AUGGCCUCGACCGCCUUCGCAAAGCGCGACAGCGAUUCAAACUCAUUGCGUGCGAAGCAUAUCCGCGAGAAGAAGCCUUCGAAUGCAUUUGCGACUAAAGAUGAAGAGCAAGGGACAAGCCAGCCUCCAUAUUCGCCCAGCGGCAGCACACAUGAUGUCAAAAUCAUUGGUGAUAGCACGCAUCGAAUGUUGAAACCCAGACAUAUCCAGCUUAUUGGCAUUGGAGGCACUAUAGGGACCGCCCUAUUUGUCCAAAUCGGCCAGGGAUUGUUGAAUGGCGGUCCGGCAAGUCUGUUCAUAGCAUUCACGUUCUGGCAAGCAGAAAGAUCAGCUAGAAAACAUGUAACGCAAGAACGAGCACAGUCUCUUACCAAACGCAUCGCUGAGAUGGUGACCUAUCUGCCAAUAUCCUCGCCUUUUAUCCGUUUUGCUGGUCGCUAUGUUGACGAAGCAUUCGGUUUGGCAGCAGGCUACAACUUUUUCAUCUUUGAAGCAGCCUUGGUGCCGUUUGAGAUUGUCGCCUGCAAUUUGGUUAUACAUUACUGGAGCGACAUCAUUCCUGCGGGUGGGGUCAUCGCCAUCAUCAUAUUUCUCUAUGGGCUCAUCAACAUAUUUGCGGUGAAAUGGUACGGCGAAUCGGAAUUCUGGCUCGCGCUUGGCAAAGUUGUCCUCAUAGUUGGGCUGAUCAUGUACACCUUCAUCACUAUGCUAGGCGGGAAUCCGAUCGGAGAUCGGUAUGGCUUUCGCUUCUGGAGAGACCCAGGCUCCUUUGCGCCUCUGUAUAAAGAGGGCAGCUUAGGUCGAUUUCUCGGUUUCCUGCAGUGCCUUAUUCAAGCAUCUUUUACUAUAGCGGGACCUGACUAUGUUAGCAUGGCGGCCGGCGAAGCUGAGAAUCCUCGUAAAGUGAUGCCGAGUGCUUACAACAAGGUUUUCGGAAGAUUGACCGCCUUCUUCGUUCUCGGAAGCCUCGCCGUGGGGAUCAACGUCCCAUAUACGGAUUCGACAUUAAAGGAUGCCUUCAGCAACGACGCACCAGGCGCAGCCGCGAGUCCUUAUGUCGUAUCGAUGAAUCGACUGAAAGUUAAGGUUUUACCAGAUAUCGUCAACGCACUCGUGCUGAGCGCAGCAUUCUCGGCAGGGAACAGCUAUGUCUACUGCGCGAGUCGUAGUUUGUUUGGUCUUGCACUGGAAGGAAAGGCGCCGAAAAUCUUCACUCACUGUACCAAAAAUGGAGUUCCCGUAUAUUGUGUGGCACUUACGCUGGCCAUUUCACUACUGAGCUUCUUACAGGUCAGCAACAGUUCAGCCGUGGUGUUAUCGUGGUUCGUUUCGCUGGUGACCGCCUCGCAAUUGAUCAAUUUCUCUGUAAUUUCAUUUACUUGCAUUCGUUUCAUGAAGGCAUGUCAAGCUCAAGGGCUGUCACGGGACUCUCUACCUUACAAAGGUGUGCUGCAGCCCUAUGUAGCUUAUUUUGCUUUGACAGCCACCUUCAUCAUGACCUUUGUGGGGGGCUAUCCAGUGUUCCUGCCCGGCAAAUGGAAAGUCCCAACUUUUCUCUUCAGCUAUUUCUCCGUAGCUUUAUUUCCAGUGCUAUUCAUUGGCUGGAAGCUCUUGAAACGGACCAAAUGGAGAGCCUCUUCUGACGUCGAUCUACGACAAGACGUUCUCGAGAUUGAGGAAUAUACUCGAAACUAUAUUCCGAUACCACCGAA
This is a messenger RNA of Bacidia gigantensis, 1712 nucleotides long. RefSeq lists its product as uncharacterized. Lineage: Eukaryota; Fungi; Ascomycota; Lecanoromycetes; Lecanorales; Ramalinaceae. Gene Ontology annotation, cellular component: membrane. The annotation marks the transcript as partial. Gene Ontology annotation, molecular function: amino acid transmembrane transporter activity. Gene Ontology annotation, biological process: amino acid transmembrane transport. The record is from RefSeq and is a predicted model, not a curated record. The transcript has 6 exons.